CCGAAUCCCAAGAACUACUUUUCGAACAGUCGAGUCGAUUCGAGCGCAACGUUCGCGUACCGUGCAUUACAGUGGACGUCAUCUUCGCAGAGCGGUGUAUACUUAUGAUGCCCCCGGGCCCACCCUUACAGUUCACCGAAUCGUCCUAGUGCCGGGACCCGUUUAAUUCAUUCCACCUGUGAUUUCGCGUUAAUUUCGAAGAUGCCCUGUUCAGCUGUUACGUUAAGUUUGGCCACGAUUACCUCCAUCAUCGCCGUGGCUCUUCUCGCCAUCGCCUUCACCACGGAUAAUUGGCUGUACAUCGAAGUAAAGAGGUCACAAAUUCAGAACUACCUGAGCAAACAUUCGGAUGUACAAAGUCAAGCGCUUUUAGAAAAUGUUAAUUCUAAGUACUACUAUUUCACGAGGACUAAAGGAUUGUUUAGGAUAUGUUAUCCGAAGGAGCGACCGCCAACAGUUAAAACGUACUUGAGUCCAUUAGAGACGCAUUGCAACAACAUCAACUACUACAUUCCCGACGAAAACAACGACACCAGGGACUUCACCGAAGACGCUUGGACCAGAUUACAUAUGGGAAGAUCCAUGAUAGCGCUGUUCAUCAUAUCGUUCAUCGCCGUGUUCGCCGCCUUCUGCACCGGCGUGACGGGAUGUUGGAAACGAUCGCCCGGCAACAUCACCGCUACCGCUAUACUCAUGCUGCUAGCUUGUCUUAUGAGUGCCGGGGCAAUGGGUCUCUGGCACGGUGUGGAAUACUACGAAAAGGAGAAGCAAGUGGGCGAAGAAUUUUAUCAACAAUGGAACACGAUCCUCCAGGAAAACACCGACGUCUAUUACGAUUGGAGCUUCAUACUGAGCUGGUUGGGCGUGUUUAGCGCCUUGGGCGCAUCGCUGCUCUUCUUCUUCGCCUCCUGUUGUCUGGGCAACGAAAAGGAGAAGGAAGACCUCAACAAUAUUCAGUACCUCAUGCCAGUUUAUCCACAGAAGCAGCAAUACGCUUAUGGGGGCUAUCCAGUGCCGCAGCCCUACGCGGGGCCUUACUACACAACGGGAUCUGCCUAUGGGCCGUACAACUACUAAGAAGUAGGACGAAAACGACUCGAAGAGACUGCAUUUUCAAUUACCUGUUGCUGUUGAAUGAUUUUAAUAAUUUAUAAUCAAUUGUUCCCAACCACUAUUAAUGAAAAAAAUGGAAAAAUGCUCAGGGUAAAAAAUAUUUUUACCACUUAGGUGAUUUUUUUAAUAGUUAUUUGUAUGUUUUAUUGAAGUAAUUAAGUUUAAAAACGUACAAAUUAAAUUACUUAUUAAGAUAUUUCGGUUUUUUUGGUAGGUAAUUGUCAAUAUUAAUUUAUUGCCAAUUUUCGUUUACUGUAAGUUUAGAAAAACUUGUAAAUACUUUAUAGGAUAAAUUAAGUAUGAUUUAAUUGCAUUAUGUAUAAAAAGCGACGUUAGAGGUAAAAACAACGAACAAUUUUAAUAUUAACAGUUAUUUAUAUUGAUAUUUUUGUUUUUGUAUUUUUUACAUAUAAUUAUUUUUAACUCUGUAUAAGUAAGGUACCUUAUAUUAAAAUAAAUAUUUAUGCCAUCUUUU
Molecule: messenger RNA, 1588 nt
Organism: Phyllotreta striolata
Lineage: Eukaryota; Metazoa; Arthropoda; Insecta; Coleoptera; Chrysomelidae
Source: the annotation of a GenBank genome assembly